AUGGUAGAAAAGCAAGAAUCUGCGGAAUUCUACGACCCAAACCCCAUAGAUACCACACCACAACAGUCAGAUACAGAACCAAUUGGCAGCCUAUCCUCCCCCGGUGUCCCGCCCUGCGACACAGACGAUGAUACGUAUCCCGAAGGCGGUCUUACAGGCUGGCUUUGCGUCUUUGGUAGCUUCAUGGGCUUAAUGGCUAGCCUGGGUCUGGUUAACUCUCUGGGCUCAUUCCAAGCUUACUUGGAAAGACAUCAACUGCGAGAAUACAGCUCUGGCAAAAUCGGCUGGAUCUUCAGCCUUUAUACCUUUCUGACAUUCUUUUGUGGUAUCCUAAUCGGACCAAUCUUUGACGCCAGAGGGCCUCAGGCGUUGAUCUUCCUUGGCUCAGUUCUACUCAUCGCAACCAUGGUUACUCUCGGCUUCUGCACAGAAUACUGGCAUUUCAUCUUGUCUUUCGGUGUGUGCGGAGGCCUAGGAACGUCAUUGGUUUUUACACCCGCAAUCGCAGCCGUCGGCCACUUCUUUUUCCAAAAACGAGGGAUUGCAACCGGGAUCGCCGCAGGAGGUGGUGCGAUCGGAGGUAUACUACUUCCUCUUGUACUUGAAAGCCUCUUUGAUAAGAUAGGCUUUGCCUGGGCAACUCGUGUUGUUGCUCUAAUAUGGCUAGUUUCACUCGGGAUUGCCUGCAUCCUGAUGACGUCUCGCCUACCUACGAAACCAUUCUCCAAGGAGAACAUCUUACCGCCUGGUCUAGUACUAGGCCAUGACAGGCUUAACCUUAAGCUUAAAUAA
Messenger RNA from Fusarium falciforme, 792 nucleotides. RefSeq names its product MFS domain-containing protein. Gene Ontology annotation, biological process: transmembrane transport. The coding region runs from base 1 to 792 and encodes 263 amino acids. The transcript has a single exon. NCBI's taxonomy places the organism in Eukaryota, Fungi, Ascomycota, Sordariomycetes, Hypocreales, Nectriaceae. Gene Ontology annotation, cellular component: fungal-type vacuole membrane. The record is from RefSeq and is a predicted model, not a curated record. Gene Ontology annotation, molecular function: transmembrane transporter activity.